Molecule: messenger RNA, 567 nt
Organism: Nicotiana attenuata
Lineage: Eukaryota; Viridiplantae; Streptophyta; Magnoliopsida; Solanales; Solanaceae
Product: clusterin-associated protein 1-like
Exons: 2
Coding region: 1-567 (188 amino acids)
Biological process (GO): mRNA processing
Cellular component (GO): exon-exon junction complex
Molecular function (GO): mRNA binding
Source: RefSeq, a predicted model, not a curated record
AUGGCUCAACCUCUUCGUCCACCACAAUGCUACUGUGGAAAAUUAUGCAUGAUGCAAAGUUGUUGGGACGGUGGUGAAGCUGGACGCUGCUACUGGCACUGUAUGAACCAGUUUUACAAGGUUCCGGGCGAACCUAUUUGUGAGUUUGAGGAAUGGGUUGAUGAACCAUGUUAUCAGGAAUAUUACAAAGAAAAACUGCAGUUUCUUCAUAAUAUGUGUUUACGCCAACAGGAAACACAAAGCGAAAGCGAUAGAACUAUUGCAGAAAUGAGGGCGAAACUGAAGGAGGUGGAAGAAGAAAAAUUGAAAGCACAAUGGAAUUGUGAAGCACAAAAUGAACUUUGUUUUUUGGGUGUGUUAUUGAUGAUGGCGGGAGUGGGAGAAAAAGAAGUCGAGGAGUACGAGAGCGAUCCGGAGGAAGCAAAGAUGUCGUUGAAGAUGAGGAGGAGAGAGGCAAGUAGUGAUGAUGAAGAAGAGAGCGAAAAGACAGAAAUGCCCUCAAGGAGGAUUGACGACUCUGAUGACGAUUCAGAGGAAGGACAAGGCGCUGCUGCUGAAUACGACUAG